This is a messenger RNA of Anguilla anguilla (European eel), 828 nucleotides long. RefSeq names its product early nodulin-75-like. Lineage: Eukaryota; Metazoa; Chordata; Actinopteri; Anguilliformes; Anguillidae. The record is from RefSeq and is a predicted model, not a curated record. The transcript is spliced from 3 exons. The coding region runs from base 1 to 828 and encodes 275 amino acids.
AUGGCUGGCCGGAUCCUGGAGAUUCUGGAGGAGCUUCCAAAAGAAGAAUUAAAAAAGUUCACAUUUUAUUUGAAUGAAGAGGUGCUGGAAGGAUAUUACAGCUGCCGCAUUCAGAGUACCCCUCCAGGCUACAGCUGUCCCAUUCAGGGUACCCCACCAGACUACAGCUGCCCCAUUCAGGGUACCCCACCAGACUACAGCUGCCCCAUUCAGGACUACAUCUGCCCCAUUCAGGGUCCCCCUCCAGACUACAGCUGCCCCAUUCAGGGUCCCCCUCCAGACUACAGCUGCCCUAUUCAGGGUCCCCCUCCAGACUACAGCUGCCCCAUUCAGGGUCCCCCUCCAGACUACAGCUGCCCCAUUCAGGGUCCCCCUCCAGACUACAGCUGCCCCAUUCAGGGUCCCCCUCCAGACUACAGGUGCCCCAUUCAGGGUCUGCCUCCAGACUACAGCUACCCCAUUCAGGAUACCCCUCUAGACUACAACUGCCCCAUUCAGGGUCUGCCUCCAGACUACAGCUACCCCAUUCAGGAUACCCCUCUAGACUACAUCUGCCCCAUUCAGGGUCUGCCACCUGACUACAUCUGCCCCAUCCAGGGUACCCCUCCAGACUACAGCUGCCCCAUUCAGGGUCCCCCUCCAGACUACAGCUACCCCAUUCAGGGUACCCCUCCAGACUACAGCUACCUCAUUCAGGGUAUCCCUGCAGACUACAGGUGCCCCAUUCAGGAUACCCGUCUAGACUACAAUUGCCCCAUUCAGGGUCCCUCUCCAGAGUAUAGCUGCCCCAUUCAAGGUAUUUCUCCAGACUACAGCUGCCCCAUUUAG